AUGGAGGCCUGCCACCUCUCCCACUUGUGCGAUUUCACGCCAUUCGGGCGCUCCAUCGUACUGCCCCCAAUAGAUGUGAACGAAUUCAACGAGAACUACGAGCUGACGCCGCUUAUCGGCGCACCGGAAGAUGGAGAGGAAAUUAUUGAGCACGAAAUCUACAUCGCUGGGCAUAAGGUGGUAUGGAGCUCUGGCGGCCGCCUCUUCAAAACCCUCAAUCUCCCAUCGUCCGUACGCCAGGCGAUUUGGUGCACAUUCGCCUCCGAGUCUGCUGGGGAUGACAACAGGCACUGCCUGUGCGUGCUCCACAUCGACGGCCUCACCAUCUACACCAAGGGCGGCUUCAUCUACCCCGUCGUGCUGCCCUGCAAAGUGCGCCACAUCUGGGCUCUCCCUGCCGGUCUGCUGCUCGAGCGCGACCAGAGUGAGUACGAACUCAGCGACAGCCAGACGCCCUCCCUCUUCAGCCUCCUCCAUCCUCUCGAAGACGUGUUCCCCGUCGCCAUCCGCUCGGAGCCAUCGCAAGACGGCACCGAUGCCCAGGGUGGCACUACAUCGAGCAUGCCCAUGCAUCUGCCCAAGCAUCAGGUGCUCUACUCCUCUUCCUCCUUUCCUCUGCUCGUCAUCUACGACUUCACGCGUUGCUGCCACACAUUCUGGACGAUCGAGGACCUGCGACCCAGUCCCGAGGAUGCCCUCCCGCCGGUGCCUACGCCAACCGAGCUCGCUGUGGCGCCGCCGCCCAGCGAAGAGGGCCUCCUGUUCCACCCGCGGCUGGCCAUCACUUGCUUCCACACGGCGACUGCCGGACACGAAGACGAGGAGCACUGCCCGCCGUCGUCGUCAAUCUUCGAGUGCACCGUGCUGAGCCAAGCGAAGAGUGAGGCCCCACAGGCCCACACCAUCCUUGAAGAGCGCUCGCUGUUGUGCCUGAUCCGCCGCGAUCUGCUAGGGCAGACCGUGGCCGUCGAUGCGCUCGCGCUCUCCUUCGACGGCGCGGACCGGAAGCCGUCGCUGGCCUUCGCCUUUUCCCACCCGGCGAUGGCCGCCGUGGGUGUGCGGUUGCCAUCGCAGUGGCGGGCGUCGGUAGUCGGAUCCUCCAUCGAUGGCCGCUGCUCCUCCUCCUCCUCCUCGGCGACGCAUCUUCUCGUGCUUCACCCGAACGACCGGUCCCUGCGUCUGUACGCAGGCGCGCACUUCCUCGCUACCUGUUCGUUGCGCGUACCGCCAGCUCCCGCUGACAAGGCGACGCUGUACGAUGACGAAGACAGCCUCCUGUUCUCCCCGGUGAAGCCCGUCGGGAACGAAGGCGCGACGCAAACGAUCGUGGACCUCAGAGACGCAGUGGGCAAUCGUGUCAACGCUCUCCUUUCGAGCGGACGCACGGUGCGAAUCAGCGUAGAUACCAACACCUCCUCGCCGCUCGUGCAAGAUUGCCUUGACUCCCUCCGGUGCGUCCUACCGCUGGAGCUCACCUAUGACAUUCUUUCCCGUCUCCUUCAAGCAGAACAACCCACCACCACCGACCAGCCGCACCACGAACCCGAAUGGCACUCCUUCGCGCAGAUGCUCCUCGCUCUGUUCAGUGUCGCAUAUCCCGUGACCAACAAGUCGGUCGCCAAGCCGCCACCGCAACAGCAGAAGCUGAAGCUGGCCACAGGGAGGAGACCAGGCCAAGAGGACGACGAGCACUGGCGUUUCCUGAUCAGCACUGAGUACCACCACUCACAUCACAACAACUACGUCUUCCACUCCUUCGCCGACCCCCCUCGACACGUCGGCCCAACGGACGCCACCGCACCAGCGCUGGAUUCCAAGGGCGAGACGGGACUCCGAGAGAAGUGGAAGGACCGCAACACGACCAGGCAGUGCUUUCUCGCACUUCACCUCGUCUACGAGAACUACAAGCUGAGCGCUCUGCGGCAUUCCGACCUACUCCUCCUCGCCGGUCUCAACUACCAGUUGGCCCUGCGUAUGGGGUGGACCAUGCACGUCGACUACUAUCUCCGCGACUUCCCUCACCUCUUCGCCAAGGACUUGGUGACUUCUGAGGAGGCGAGCGACGAGCCUGAGGUGAGCUCGAUCAACUCGUGGCUGCACGCGCGCCUGGGCUCACUGGCCAGUGCCAGCCCCGCCUUUCCGACGCUGCCCCACGGCGUGUGCGACAAUACGCGCAAGAUUUGUCGUCUGUACGACAUCCUGCUCGGUGGCGACGGCAAGGCGUUCGAAUCGGCGAAGGCCGCGCAGCAGCAGUCGCGCGCACCGACCCCCGGUCGGCGAAACGCGCCGGAAGAAGCGACUGUGUUCGCCAUUGUGGAGGAGGGCCUCACCCAGAAGGACAUCGAGGUCCUGCCUUUUGGCGUUGCGCUCCCGCUGCAGGAAGCGAUCGCCAAGUGCCGAGUCAACCCGCCGAGCGACUGGCCCGUGUCAGCCUACACGCUGAUCGGCCGUGAUGACAUCGCCGUGCAGUUCAGCGCCAACACCGACGUGAGCCACUAUCUGCACCGGAACCCGGCCGCCAAGGAAGAGUCCGACGAGCAGAAGGCUGUCAAGCACCAAAGCGACGACGACGACGAAGUGCUGGCCAACGAGGUGGCCUGCCUUCGGUUCGGCCGGGACCAACGGCUCAGAGCCGUGCUCGACAUGCUCCUCUCCUCCAAGCCCAUCGUCAUCGCGCCCGUGGAGCAGACCGGUGUGACCGAUCACGAAGCGCAGGCCGAACAGCAGGCAAAGCUGGGGCGGCUGGCCCAACGCACCGCUGCCCUGUCCGUGGGCCGGGGCAUGUUCACGCUGAACAGCAAGUGGCCGCUUCUCACCGAGCCCAUCAGUAUUCCGCCCCUUGUCAUGGACGGCAAGGAGAGGGGAAGCCCCGGUACGAUCGCGCUCGACCGUGCCACGCUCGCGCCCGACCUCUUCGAGUGGGCGCAGUUCCACAACGGCGUGGCCACCGGCCUCCGGCUGAUUGCCGCCGAGUCCCAGGAAUCGGGAAGCGGAGGCGAGGCCAUCACCAGCACCUGGAUCGCAUACAACCGACCAAACGAGCUCAGCAACGAGCACGCCGGCUUCUUGAUGGCGCUGGGCCUACAGGGUCACUUGUCUGGGCUUGGCAUGACCAAGGUGUUCGAGUACCUGUCCAAAAGCCACGAGAUGACUUCGAUGGGGCUGCUGCUGGGCAUGGCGGCCACCCGGAGAGGCACCAUGGACGCGGGCGUGGCCAAACUGCUGUCCAUUCACUUGCCGGCUCUGCUACCGCCCUCGUCGACGGACUUGGAUGUGGGGCCAUGGGUCCAGAUCGCCUCGCUCAUCGGCGUGGGUCUGCUCUACCAAGGCACCGCCGAUCGGCACAUGGUCGAAGUUCUUCUCAAGGAGAUCGGCAAGCCGCCUGGAGAUGACCGCCGAAUGGACAGGGAGGCGUACUCGCUCACAGCCGGCCUAGCGCUCGGACUUGUCGCUCUUGCCCGUGGAUCGUCCGCGCCUGGACUUGCCGACCUGCACAUCGAAGACCGAUUGCAUAGGUACAUCUACGGAGGUCGAGAAGAACAGCACGGAGCCUACAUCGGUUACGGCGGGGCGGAGAUGCGCGCCAGCAAGGUCAAGUCGAGUCUGGUCCUGGAACCCGGACCCGGAAACGUGGAUAUCACCUCCCCGGGCGCCACGCUGGCCCUCGGGCUCAUGUGGCUCAAGACCAACAGCGCGGAGGAGGCCGCGCGGAUACAGAUCCCCGACACCCGGUUCCUGCUCAUGUCCGUCCGUCCGGACCUGCUGCUCGUCCGCGUGCUGAGCAAGAACCUCAUUCUGUGGGACGCGAUCGAGCCCAGCGAGGAGUGGCUCAUGUGCCAGCUGCCCGCCAUUCUGCACCACCUUCCAAGGUCGCGAGGCGGUGAGGCGGAUGCCAUGCGACAGGCCCAGGCGUGCAUGGUGGCCGGCGCGUGCAUGGUGCUCGGGCUGCGAUUCGCCGGUACUGCGAACCAGAAGGCCCGCACCGUGCUGACGAACCGGCUGCUGUACUUCAUCAAGCGGGCAAAGACCCUCGUGGGACCGGAGAAGCAAGAUCGCCAGAUUAUCGGUGUGUGCAUCAACGUGGCCUCGCUGGCGCUGGCCGUUGUGAUGGCGGGCACCGGAGACCUGGACACCCUGCGGAUACUCAGGCGUUUGCACAGGCGAAUUUCGCCCCAGAUUUCCUACGGCGACCAUAUGGCUACGCACAUGGCGAUCGGUUUCCUCUUCCUCGGCGCCGGCCGCUACACCUUGUCCACGUCGAACGAGGCCAUCGGCGCCCUCGUACCGCACCACCUCCUCGCCCCGGCUUCAUCAUCAUCAUUCGGAAACGAUCCACUCCUGCUGUCGAUCUACCUCCAGAACGUGCGCCUCAUCGCCACGUACUACAACGCGACGGCGCGCAAGAAGGCUGCGCCGAACGCCGACGAGGCGCCGCUGAUCCAGCCGACGCUCUUCAACUCCUUCCUCCAUCGCCUUCACUCUCACUUCAUCCGACGCUUCGAGCUCAUCCCGGACGACGUCAAGCGCGCCUACUUUGGCCCACUGCCUCCAGCAUCGUCGUCUUCCUCUGCCCACGACGAGCAUCGACGCGCGCUCGCGCUAAUGCUGGCCUACUACGAUCUACCCCAUCCGCAGCGCCUGCGACAGCCAGGACAACAGCGCCCACCGCGACCAGCCACGUUCGUGCAGCUGGCCCUUCGCUAUCCGCACGUCUCGCCUUCUCUCCUUUCCGCUAUUCAUCGUCUCCUUGUGGCGUAA
Molecule: messenger RNA, 4758 nt
Organism: Acanthamoeba castellanii str. Neff
Lineage: Eukaryota; Discosea; Longamoebia; Acanthamoebidae
Product: anaphase promoting complex subunit 1, putative
Exons: 18
Coding region: 1-4758 (1585 amino acids)
Biological process (GO): metaphase/anaphase transition of mitotic cell cycle; protein K11-linked ubiquitination; anaphase-promoting complex-dependent catabolic process
Cellular component (GO): anaphase-promoting complex
Molecular function (GO): molecular adaptor activity
Source: RefSeq, a predicted model, not a curated record